This is a messenger RNA of Lineus longissimus, 2898 nucleotides long. RefSeq lists its product as uncharacterized. The coding region runs from base 61 to 1662 and encodes 533 amino acids. The transcript has 4 exons. The record is from RefSeq and is a predicted model, not a curated record. Lineage: Eukaryota; Metazoa; Nemertea; Pilidiophora; Heteronemertea; Lineidae.
UUGACCUCAGUUAAUUGGAGUGAUUGUCGUCUGCUUUAACUCUUCUGGAAACUAUUGGAAAUGUUCAAGCACAAGAUGAGGACAAUAUUAGCAGUGUUCGUUCUGUGUGCGCUGUAUUCGGUUAGUGCAAAUCCUGUUCGAGAUGACAGUUGCAGUGGUGUGCCCAUCACUCUCCCAGAAGUCAAACUGCUCAACAUCACCCGUUUUGUCAUCGGUCGGCCCGGUCAAGUCCAUCUCAGGCUGAAGUCAUCAUAUCCGUUAGCAUUCCUUUGGUUCAAGAACAUUUUGAAGGAACAGCAGUCAUACCCAGCCAUCAUCAUCGAUGAUGACCACUUCAGUACUUCCUGGAGCCGUCCGACCUCUGGCGAGUACGACACAGUCCUGACUGUCAAGGCCGUAACAGCAGACGACACCAAGUUCAACCGGUUCACACUCGAAAUGACCAUCCACCAUCCAUGUGCAAGUAUCAAGAUGAUGAUGCUACUAGGUUCGGACAACAUUUUGAAGCAAAACUUAGAAAGCCCGGUGAGGAUCGAUGCGAUAUCUAAACAAAUGGUCAAGAAGAACAUCGGGGAUUCGCUACGUUUGCAGUUGAAGGCGACUUUCACUGCAAAGUCUAACGAACGUUUGUUUGGGUCUCCUAUCUCCGUCUCUAAAUGGUAUAGUACAGUAUCAAGGAAUGGUAUCUAUGACCGCUUGAACCUGUACGUACACGAAAACGGCAAGGAACUUCCCCUGAAUGCAAAAAACGUUAUAAAUGAUGUUAAAAAGAUUAAUGAGGGUACCUUCGAAGCGCACAGCAAAAUGGUACUGAAUCCCUUGCUCCAGAGCGACCAAGGUUUCUUCCAGUGUCGGUUAACGUAUGACUUAGCGAGAGAUGUCUUCAUUCACUUGUACGCCAUGACGGAGUUCCGCUACAGUGACAGGUUGAUGCCAGCGGUAGCAGUCCGUCCAUGCUCGGGCUUGCCAAACAAGAAAGAGGACUUGGAGACCGAGCAUGGCGUGGUCCAGGUUCCGAUCAGAGCCGGAAUGGAGAACUGCAUCGAAUGCUUUGCCCACGCUGUCCCAGAUUUCAUGAUGGUCUUUGCAAAAAUCAAUCCAGAUUUUAGAUCUGGGAUCCAAUUUAUGCAACCUAUUGCAAAGUUUGACUAUGGUUCUUUGAAGAGGUACGUCUAUCCUUUGGCUGCUGUGGAGGAUGAGAUCCGGCAUUAUGUCUGCUCUGCUGGAAGGAAAGAUGGCGUUACCGCUGUACCGAUGAGGGUUGUUCCUUACACACCUGUCAAACUUACUGAAGUGUCGCCGAAUGAACUUAACCUUGUCGACACAAAUAAAGUAAUCUUCACUUGUCGGGCCACUGGUACUCCAUCCCCUUCUAUCACCUUCUACAAGUCACCAAAGAACAGCAUUCUGCCAGACGGCGCGAGCCCUGAAGACAGAGGAUGGGCAAAGGUGGCUGCUGGAGGCACGAUAGAGGUCAUGACCUCCCACGACCUUGAGACAAAGGUCACUACUGGCAUCAUGGCGGUGGAAGAUGUUAGUGACGAUACGGACAGAGGACGAUUCGACUAUACUUGUGUCGCAAAAAAUGAUUAUAGCAUGAAAGCUGGAACUGUAUUUGUUGAUUCAUUCUCCCGGCAGUUGUCACCCCCGGAUUCAGAUUGAUUUACGACACAUCAACAACUCAGGGGGGAUGGGGUGUAAGGAGGUGACAAUCUGACAACACCUCUGUACAGUGGUGCUGUAUUUUAACGCUCUCAUUUGUCACCGCCUUAACUUUGGGUCAGAUGUCGUUUCCCUGUGAGUCAGUUGAAAUGCUUUAACGUGAUGUUGACAGUAAAAAUGAAAACUGAGACUUUGAGACAUCCUGCUUUAAUGGUAAAAAUUGUGUAUAUUGAAACAGACGAUACCCGACCCUUCGUCUACUUGCAAUCGAGCUACCAGAACAAUCCUAAUUGUUGCUAUAUCUUCAUUUCCCAGUGUUACCUUAGCUUCUUCCAAACAUCUCUAUCCUCAAGUUGAAGUUUUACCACACACCAACGCUGGUUAGAGAAACGUCAUGGAUGACCGACAGACGACAGCCGGCGCGGUCGGCAGCCUGACUCUCUGGCCCGACUGGUAUGCAGACUAUCCACCUAAACCUUCAAACUUACCCUUUGAUGUCAGCAAUAAGCAUAUCCGAGAGCAUUUUUAGCGAUCUUAACUAAUUUUCUAGCAAGCGGUGGCGUUUUUACGUCGGACCCAGGGCGUCGGUAAUUGGUUGAACAGAUGAAGUUGUUAAUCAAUGUAUAUAGAUGAACAUUCUCAAGUCAGGCUCGGCAUGUAGAUCACGUGAGCAAUGCACAGGUUUACUGACGUUAGAAGGAGAGCUACUGUUGCAAAGAAUGCCUCCAAUGUCAAUAUAUUGUGUAUGAUCAGCUUGUAGCGUCUAUAUUAUCCUAGGAGAUCCCGUUACACACCAGGUGGUGGUAAUCCAUACCCCGGCCGCCUUUUCUUAAACCGCGGGUUGCCUCUUCACAAGAAUUGGACCGAACAUCUCGAAGAUUGCGAAUUCGCUUAGUUCCCAAGACAGCCAGCGUUGCUCAGUGCAUGGAAAUGUAUAUGCUUGUAGGAUUAGUAUUUGAAGCUAUCGUACGUCACCUGACAAACAUUUGAAUUUAAGAAAACCAUGACCAAAAUUGAUAAAGCUUAUUAUGCUUGUCAUCCAUAUUUCAAUACUAGAGCUUGGCUGAACCACACAAAUGCACUACUGAUAGAACCUGGAGUCAACCUAUCUUGAAGAUGCUACCAAUGUAACCUGUAACCUGCAGUAAAUGAUGUAAAUAAGCUUCUUUCGUCGAAACAAUUGCUGUAGAAAAAAAUCACCUAGCAAAAUCUUGCCUAAAUUAUAUAUUUGCUGAA